AUCCGUUUCCAAAAAAAAAAAGGCCCCCUCCCUGAUCUAGUCUUCUUCUCAAAAGAAAAGAAGCCAUUUUCCAUGGCUGUCGGUUGAAUAAGAAAGAACAGAGAACGACCAUCACUCCCAAAACCUCACUCUCAGUUCUUCUUCUUCUUCUCUUAAAAAAAAAAAAACUCUCUUUCCAUUCAAAAUUUUUCAUUUUUUUACAUUACAAAAACGGACAAAAAAAAAAAAAAAAGAGACAAGAGGCAAAAAAUCUUAUCUCCUAAAACUUGAGAGCUCAUUCUCUCAUUCAAGGAAAGUUGCAGCGAAAGAAUGAGAGUGGAUUUCCUUUCCUUUGCAGUUCAAUUUGUCUUCUGCUUCUAUUCACUUUGCAUCAACGGAAGUGAGGUUGCCGUUUGAAGUCCGUUCAAGGUGCGGUCCGUGAUUCUAUUCGAGUUCGACCAGAUUUUGCUCGUAACGGCGCUAUUCUCUUGGUUGUAAUUAGCUGGAAAUUUUCUUCAAUUAAAAGAUUAUUUAAGAUGAUAACUCAUUUUCAAAAAUUUCCAGAUGAUAAGGUCUAGGAUGUGAUGAGGUGGAACAAAGAUGUGAGUCGUUGCUUACUCUUUUUGGUCAGGCGCUACUCUAGAUCGGUGGGCCAUUCUGCACUAGCAAAUCGUGGUCAACCUGUGAUUCGAGUGUCAAACAGUAUAACACAUUUGGGCCGUCCAAAGGAGGGUGCAAAGCCUAGUCAGCUAUUGUCUUUGCCCCCAUUUCCUAGCCAUCCUUUGCCGGGAAAGAAAGCGGCCACCAGUCCUGACCAACCAUCUCGUCAUGUUACUGCCAUUAGCUGGAUCAAAUACUAUUUUGAUGAAAUACCAGGCUCGGUCAUCCAAUCCCAUUUUAAUAAGGGCCUCGUUCAGUUAGAGUUUAAUGAGUCAUCUACAAGCAAGGAAGGACAAACAAGAUUGCCGAGAAAGAUUAAGCAUUCUGAGGUCAUGGAAGUUGGUGCAAGAGUUUAUGUGCCCAUAUCUGUUGCUGAAACAAAAAUCUCAAAACGAUAUGAUGUUAUACCUAGUGGCACUUUGUACCCCAAUGCUGAUGAGAUAGCGUACUUGCAAAGGCUUGUAUUUUACAAGGACCCUGCCAUAAUUGUGCUAAACAAGCCCCCUAAACUGCCUGUGAAGGGAAACCUUCCCGUGCAUAAUAGCAUGGAUGCCUUGGCAGCUGCAGCAUUGUCCUAUGAAUAUGACGAGGGUCCUAGGCUGGUACAUCGUCUUGAUAGAGAGAGCAGUGGCCUUCAUUUAAUGGGAAGAACAGAAGAAAGUAUCUCCCACCUUCAUUUGUUGUUCAGCAACGCAAAAAGGUCCAAGUCACUGUCUAAGGCAUGGAAUGAUGCAUGUGGAUCAACGUAUCAGAGGUAUUGGGCGUUGGUAAUAGGUUCCCCCAAGGAGAAGGAAGGCAUAAUCUCUGCACCACUUACAAAGGUGCUUCUUGAUGAUGGUAGAACUGAGAGAGUCAUGUUGGCUCAACAUUCAGGAUUAGAAGCUUCUGAGGAGGCUAUUACAGAAUAUCGGCUGCUUGGUCCAAUGAUCAAUGGAUGCUCAUGGAUUGAGUUGCGCCCUCAUACAAGUAGAAAACAUCAGCUUCGAGUCCAUUGUGCUGAAGCCCUUGGAACUCCAAUUGUGGGUGACUACAAGUACGGUUGGUUUGUCCAUCGGAAAUGGAAGCAGAUGCCAAGAGUAGAUGUUGAGCCGACAACAGGGAAACCCUACAGAUUAAAGAGGCCGGAAGGUUUGGAUGUUCAGAAAGGAAGUGUCUUAUCUAAGGUUCCUUUAUUACAUCUGCAUUGUAGAGAGCUUGUGCUCCCAAACAUUGCCAAGUUUAUUGAGCUUCACAGUCGAAAAACAAGAACUCGCUGUUUAAAUGCAGAUAAUAGCUCAAAACCAGAUCUCCUUCGGUUUGUAGCACCAAUGCCAUCUCAUAUGAAAAUUAGUUGGAAGCUUAUGUCCUCUUACUUGAUAUGAGAAAUGACAAGUCUCCCUUGGUUUUUUCCUCAUGCUUUGCUCUCUCAAUUGUCUAUGAUCUAUCAUACAUAAAGCAUUUUUAGUUUCUCAUCCAAGUAACUCCUAAAACA
Molecule: messenger RNA, 2110 nt
Organism: Nicotiana attenuata
Lineage: Eukaryota; Viridiplantae; Streptophyta; Magnoliopsida; Solanales; Solanaceae
Product: RNA pseudouridine synthase 3, mitochondrial
Exons: 10
Coding region: 564-2000 (478 amino acids)
Biological process (GO): pseudouridine synthesis
Molecular function (GO): pseudouridine synthase activity; RNA binding
Source: RefSeq, a predicted model, not a curated record